AUGUCCUUCUCUUCCGGCAGAAAGAGUUCAUCAAAGAGACAAGAUCGAGGUGAGGAUGAUAAUGCUACAGAAUUCCAGAUAAAGAGGCAUGGCCCUGAGAAAGUGCCUGCAAGGUGUCAUUUUGAUACGAUUAGCGCGCAGGAAGUUGCUGAACGCAUUGGAGUACAUAUGACUACAUCGCUGCCGCCCUGCGAUAAGAUGUUUCCUUGGCUUCAUGGCUAUUCAACCUCUGCACCACCUGAAUACGAGGAUGCCAUUAGCAUAGUACGUGCCGAGCCGAUGUCCCGAAAGUGGAUUCAGAACUCAGGAAUAUUGAAAAGCUCACUAGAUCCUCAUGAAUUUAUGAUGACAUGGACGAAUGAUAAGAACUACUGCCAUCCCGAUAAGAAGGAAUCUGCUUUGAUUUUGAGGAAUUUGAUACUCCAGCAGCUUGCAAGCAUUUCUGAGGUACUAAGCGAUGAAGACAUAGAUGGCUGUGUCACGUUAUGCUUGAAGUACAAUAUCCUUCCAUUUCUCGCAACUGAUGCCUUUGCAAGACAGACGUAUGGGGCAAGGAAAAAAUGGAAGGUAUGCAACAGUUUUCAGCAGGGCAGCGGAAUAUCUGAUUAUAUGUCUUGUAGCUCCCGACAGCCUGGUGCGUUUAGGAGAUUCGAUAUCCAGCCCGCUAAGAUGGUCGAAAUGUCAUCUACCAUUGUAAUAUACAGUUUAUUAGAAAAAACUGAUGAUAAUGAUGUGAAAAAUCCGGAAGAUACCAGUCAGCAGUUGGCAACACUCAUAAUGUUGGCACUUAAAUUUGUGCAAAGAAACUACGGCUCCGAAGAUAACAUUCAGCAUAAUAUAAGGAUAUUAAGUUAUUCAUCACUAGAGGAAAUUCCUAUUGAACUAAUAGCGACACCUCCAAUUCCAACAAGUGCUCUAACCAAGCCCACACGGCAGCAACUGGUAUCACAGUUCGACGUGGUCUCUUUCAAUAAUUGGGACAGAGAUUUGUUAUAUCGAGAAAAACUCGAAAUUUCAAAGAUGUCCUCCGCAACUUGCAUUACUGAUGAUUCUUCAGUGUGGUUUGGCAACUCCACAGAUUAUCAAAUCUAUAAAAUGUUGGCUGAUAGCUUUCGGUCCAAUGAUAACAUUCAACCCCAUUCCACUUAUUAUUCAAUGAAAAAUUCAAUUGUUGACAUACCGUCCUUGGAGUAUAAUUUGAGUGACGAAGCAACUGUCGAUUCAAAGAUUUUCAAUAUACCAAACGCUUCGAAACGAUGGGCUUUAAUGUUAAGAUGCAGUGAAAACUCUGUGCCUCCAACACUAGAAAAGCUGUGGGAGACUUUGACAUUUCUUUUGGAAUGCAAUACUAAUAAACGAAUAGAGCUAGAUUUUCCAAGCUCUGGUACAAUAACGCUGGGCUCGCUAAAUAUUGAGUUUAUUAAAGUUAUUUUGAACACUUGUUUUGUCAUAUAUCAAAUAUCAAAAAAAACAAAUUUGGGAACUUUGGUUCACUGCUCAGAUGGAUAUACCGAGACAAGUUUCCUACUCGUAGCCUAUACAAUAUUCUUAAGGGAUUUGUCGUUGGACGACGCCCUUAUCGAAUUGCAUUUGAAAAAAGAACGUCCUUUCUUCCUUUUUCAUGUUGAUUUGCAAGUUCUGGGGCAUUUACAAACGCUGUUUCGUAAUUUCAGUCCUAGGAGGCCAGACAAUGCAAAAUAUUUUAGUUUUAAUGAGAGCGGAAAAUUCGAACCUUUGAGCAUUACAGCCGAAAUGUUCAGUAGAGUCUUUCUUUACAAGGUUCCGAUGGAGUCAGACCUUACUAAUUUGAAAGGACCCCUACCUUCGAGAAUAUUAUCGCAUCUCUAUUUGGGUUCACUUGAACAUGCUCAAUCACCAGCUCUUUUGAAAAAAUUAGGCAUCAAUUAUAUUGUUUCAGUAGGUGAAGUGCUAUCCUGGACAGACGGAUUCCAUGAAAAAACGACAGUACUAUCAACGUCAUCUCUCUCCGUAGCAAGUGUGGAUACUAUUACAAACAGCACAAAUAUUACGAUAGCCGCUGCAUUAGAAAAAAACGGUUUCAGCGACAGGAAAGACUCUUCUAUCGAGAUUCUUCAACAAGAUGGAUUUAAAAUUCUGAGAAUAAUGAAUUUGGGGGACAAUGGGAAAGAUACACUGACACAUCAAUUGGAAAAGAUCCUCGCUUUCAUUGAUGAAGGGUACAGCAAAAAAGGGAAAGUUUUAGUACAUUGCAUGGUCGGAGUUUCUCGAUCAGCGACGGUAUGUAUCGCAGAGUGUAUGGAAAGAUUGCACUGUGACAUACUGCGAGCAUAUUUGUUUGUUAGGGUGAGAAGACUCAAUAUAAUAAUUCAACCAAAUCUGAUGUUUAUGUAUGAGCUUUUGAAAUGGCAGGAAUUUCAAGGGGGGACAAGGAAUAUUGAUUGGCAUAUACUUUGCAGAUCUAUAUCAGAAUUAAACAAUAAUUAUAUAUAG
Molecule: messenger RNA, 2472 nt
Organism: Zygotorulaspora mrakii
Lineage: Eukaryota; Fungi; Ascomycota; Saccharomycetes; Saccharomycetales; Saccharomycetaceae
Gene: PPS1
Product: tyrosine/serine/threonine protein phosphatase PPS1
Exons: 1
Coding region: 1-2472 (823 amino acids)
Biological process (GO): nuclear DNA replication; protein dephosphorylation
Molecular function (GO): protein tyrosine/serine/threonine phosphatase activity
Source: RefSeq, a predicted model, not a curated record